CGGGCGGGGUAGGGCGAGAGCCGGAAGUGACGACGGAGCGAAAGUUGGCGGGGCAACCGGAAGUGGCUGUCGUCAAGGACGGCCUAGCUGCGGGGAGGACUCUCUUGAAGCCUGUUUUAUUUCCCCGGACAGAUGGAGAUGGAGCGGCCGGGCAUCGCGGCGAGCGACUCGGUGAGUCUGGAGGCAGCGAGGCUGGAGGACCUGGAGCUGACAGACCCCGACAUGGCCAAUGCCCCCGUCUACUGCAUCUGCCGGCGGCCAGACAUCAACUGCUUCAUGAUCGGCUGCGACAAGUGUAACGAGUGGUUCCAUGGGGAUUGCAUCCAGAUCACCGAGAAGAUGGCCAAGGGCAUUCGGCAGUGGUACUGCCAGCAGUGUCGAGUGAACGACCCGACACUCGCCAUCAAAUACCGACAGAAGAAGGCGAAAGAGAAGGAAAGAGAGCGUGACGGAGAAGCGGCGCUGGAGAAAGAAAGGAGGAAGGAGCAGGGGGAGGCCAAGAUGGACAAGCGGAAAGUGGCAGCGAAUGUAAGAGCUUAA
Carcharodon carcharias (great white shark) is the source of this 540-nucleotide messenger RNA. RefSeq names its product CXXC-type zinc finger protein 1-like. Gene Ontology annotation, cellular component: Set1C/COMPASS complex. The record is from RefSeq and is a predicted model, not a curated record. Bases 133 to 540 code for a protein of 135 amino acids. NCBI's taxonomy places the organism in Eukaryota, Metazoa, Chordata, Chondrichthyes, Lamniformes, Lamnidae. The transcript has 5 exons. Gene Ontology annotation, biological process: positive regulation of DNA-templated transcription.